UGCUAUACGUCGUACAUUAUCAUUGGUGACCGGACGAACCGGAGAGAAAUGCCGAGCUCAACCCUUUUAUUUCUAAUGGACCAAAAGCCCAGCAUCGGUUCUCGCUCUCGUUCUCUUUCUGAUCGACAACUCAUGGCGGAGAUUGAGCUGAAAACAGCCCCUGCUGAUUUUCGAUUCCCUACAACAAAUCAAACCAGACACUGUUUCACACGCUACAUUGAGUUUCACAGGUGCUUGGCAGCAAAAGCUGAGUCUGGUGAAUGUGAGAAGUUUGCCAAGUAUUAUCGUUCCAUCUGCCCCGGUGAAUGGGUUGACAGGUGGAAUGAGCAGAGGGAGUACGGGUCUUUUCCAGGUCCUCUAUAGAUGGUCCUUCUGCAACUUAGAUUGCUCUGUUCAUCUUCUUUAAGCUGGUGACAAUGUCUUUCAUCUAAUCCCAGUGGAAUAAAAAGGUACAAAUUGAGUUUCCUUUGGUGUCUAUUGAACAGUUAAUCCCUUAAUUGCAUGUGGACAAGGUGAUCCAGAACUUGAAACGAUUGGCGUUUAUCAUUCUUCUAAUAUAUUAAAUUGUUUCGAGCA
Messenger RNA from Juglans regia (Persian walnut), 576 nucleotides. RefSeq names its product cytochrome c oxidase subunit 6b-2-like. Gene Ontology annotation, cellular component: respiratory chain complex IV; mitochondrion. The record is from RefSeq and is a predicted model, not a curated record. The transcript has 4 exons. NCBI's taxonomy places the organism in Eukaryota, Viridiplantae, Streptophyta, Magnoliopsida, Fagales, Juglandaceae. The coding region runs from base 49 to 363 and encodes 104 amino acids.